CCAGUUCAAUGACAGCUGGUGUAAAUACAUACACGAUAUACACACAAGUUUCGUACUUGUCAGCGAAAACAUUUAUAGCGAGUAAAAGUAACCGAAGGAUAAAAGUUUAAUUAUGGAGAGCCUGUCCAGUUUGGUAAAAGUUUCCGUGCCGAAUUAUUUGGCAGGACUACCGAUUCCCAAUACAUUCGGAGGAUGGUUCAAGCUAGGAUUUCGUGAUUGGCUUUGUCUAGUGCCACCAACAGCCGCAAUGGCUGGCUUGGGAUAUAUGUCGUACUUGGCAUUCUGUCCGGAAGGUCGUCCUAGACCGAACGGUCGUUGUAACCUGGCACACCGGUUGAAUGAAGCGAAAGUAGUUGAUUCCGUUGAUAUUGAAGACAUUGCUGAUAAGGCCGCAUUUUGCCGUUGUUGGAAAUCAAAGAACUGGCCUUAUUGUGAUGGCGCACAUGGUGCACAUAACAAACAAACUGGAGAUAAUGUUGGUCCAGUAGUUGUCAAGCGUAAGGCACAGUAAGGAUACAACGGCCACCACCACAAACCAGCGCUUAAAAAUACUUAAAAACGUGAUUUAGAGAAUUUAUUUACGUUAUGAACAAUUGUUUCACUUUUCACUCGGUAAAUUGUAGUUUAGACAUUUAUUGAAAUUAAUUUUCUUUGCGUUUCGAGUGCAUUUACCCAUGCAAAAAAAGUGUUAACUGAACGAAUUUUCAAUAGAUUUUUCCAGAUGUAUUGAUAUUACUACGCAAAAAUAAAGACGAUGAAAAGUGUGAAGGGAAAA
This is a messenger RNA of Bradysia coprophila, 775 nucleotides long. It is a transcript of the gene Cisd2, whose product is annotated as CDGSH iron sulfur domain 2. Gene Ontology annotation, molecular function: 2 iron, 2 sulfur cluster binding. The record is from RefSeq and is a predicted model, not a curated record. Gene Ontology annotation, cellular component: mitochondrial outer membrane; intracellular membrane-bounded organelle. Gene Ontology annotation, biological process: regulation of autophagy. NCBI's taxonomy places the organism in Eukaryota, Metazoa, Arthropoda, Insecta, Diptera, Sciaridae.